Molecule: messenger RNA, 1537 nt
Organism: Danio rerio (zebrafish)
Lineage: Eukaryota; Metazoa; Chordata; Actinopteri; Cypriniformes; Danionidae
Gene: grna.1
Product: granulin a, tandem duplicate 1
Cellular component (GO): extracellular region
Source: RefSeq, marked validated
AUAAGAAGUACAGCAGAGAAUUACCGGACAGAACGACACAGACAGCAGCAGAAGCAUCCCGAACAGGAGGAAACCCAGCCAGCAAGAUGUUCCCAGUGUUGAUGUUACUCAUGGCGGCUCUGGUGGCUGCAGAUGAGCCUCUGCUUGAUCUGUCUAUCCCGGUGGAGACUGUAGACACCUCUGCCUCUGUGAUUUACUGCGAUGCUCAAACUGUGUGUCCAGACGGAACAACAUGCUGUCUGAGUCCAUAUGGCAUAUGGUCAUGUUGUCCUUACUCAAUGGGUCAGUGUUGCAGGGAUGGGAUUCACUGUUGUCAACAUGGAUAUCGCUGCGAUUCCACCUCCACCCGAUGCCUGCGGGGCUGGCUGACUCUGCCAUCGUCCUUCCAGAAGGCCACCAGAACCUUCCAGAAAGAUCAGACCCAGGCUGAGACUGUCCAAUGUGAAGGAAAUUUCUACUGCCCGGCUGAGAAGUAUUGCUGCAAGACUAGAACUGGCCAGUGGGGCUGCUGCAGCGGGUUGGAGUUGUAAUCAAACAACCACUGUUACACUGGUUCACCUCUUACUGAAGACUGUCAAAAUGCAAGAGGCUCCAAACUUCAUUCAUGUUUCAGGCUAUAUUCUUACAUCCAGGCUGAAUUAGUGUGAAAUAAAAACUAAUAGAAUUACUGUCAAAAUGCACCGUCAUUUAAUAAACAUUAUUAAUUUGGGGGAAAAGAAAUUGUGUUCUUAUUCAUUCAUUCAUAGUAUUUUUAUGAAGUAAUCAGUGAUUGUGAAUGAAUUUAAUGCACUGUAAAGCCCAACAGUCCACUUUAUCAAAUGAAUUGAGUGAAAGAAAUGUACAAUAUAAAUCAGGAAGUGAUAUUACAAAGUGAUAAGAACAAUAAGUAAAAAAAGAAAAAAGUAAUAUGAAGAAAAGAAAAGAAAGAACAAAAUGAAGAAAAGGCAAGUACAAAAUUAAAUUAAGAAAUUAGAAAUUAGAAAUACAGAAAGCAUUAAUUACUAACAUCCUGGAAGCAUGAUAUUUUCAUAAGUUUCUAUUGACUUGCAGAUUUUUGUUGUUGUUAGAUAGACGUAUAGCUUUAAGCAAGAAAUCAAUUUCAAUUAAAUAAUGGGCAAAUGAGGGAGAGGAUUUAAGAAAUUUUUGUUUGUGGAUAAAGAAUUUAGCAAAUAAUAUUAAAAAAAAGUUAUAGAAAUAUUCUUCAUUUUUAUUCUUGGGGCUUAAAUAACAACAAAUGAUAUUUUUCAGUUUAAAGAUUUGUUUUGUUGAUUGGGAUUUCUUCAAAUAAUUACAUAGAUCUGACCAAAACAGUGAGAUUUUACAUGUAAAAUACAUGCGAGUCAAAGUUUCCUGAUUUUCCUGACAAAAGGAACAAGUAUCUGCAAUAUCAGUAAAUUCUAAGAUAAAUGCAUUGACCGGGUAUAUUUUGUGUAAAGUUUUAAAAUGGAUUUAAUUUGCUUUGUUUGGGAUUACAUAUUUGAAUGGGAGAAGCAUGUUCUUUUCCAAUCAAUAUCUUCAUUAAAGCUGACCAAUAUGA